Messenger RNA from Echinostoma caproni, 765 nucleotides. Lineage: Eukaryota; Metazoa; Platyhelminthes; Trematoda; Plagiorchiida; Echinostomatidae. The record is from the annotation of a GenBank genome assembly.
UUUUUGGUGACCAAUUCGAACCGACGUAAUCCACUCCUACCGGCCCUGUCCUUCGUUCCCGGUCUGUCGCUGCAAAUCGAGGUUGCCUUGGACAACCUUGUGAGUCAGUUCGAUCAAGGACGUUUCGGUCUACAGUUGGCCAUUUUGUCGAACGAAAGCCUGUUCAAUUCUGAGGACUACGUGCUACAUUCGCUGCUCACGAUUGACGAUGAAGUCACCCCGGGCAUGUUCGAAAUACAAAAUAUCAAUUUAGGUCAGGCGGUUCUCUACUUGAACGAGUCCGUACAGCCACAGUACAAACCGGAACCACCUGCCUUUAUUCAAAUCCGGCCAAUUUGUUACGUUUCCAAAUACGCGCGGGAUAUCAAAACCAGUCGGGAUGUCAAAAUUUGUAAACAUCGGAAUAUCACAUCAAGAGAUCAACGAGUGCCACUGAGACAAACUGUAGCAUCCGAAUAUUUUGGCACUCGUAUGCAUCAACAGUUCCAAGGUAUCCCAUUCAGGCAUGUCUGGGCCGAACGGUUUGAUCGUCAACCACCGGUUGGUAUUCGCAUUCAAAAUGUGUCGUUUGGGACACCGGAAGAUCGCUUUUACAAAGCAUCAAGCUAUCUGGUGUGGACAUUUUCACUUGGAUUCGGUAGUCCACCAGAGGAACGCAUGUCCACUCUACUAAUCGGACUCAUUGGUUUCUCGGUAAUACAAAAGCAUAUUCAGCGCAACUCCACUAUGCAUGCGUUGCAACGUGGAAGCACGUUGGGUAUGUAG